This is a messenger RNA of Cryphonectria parasitica EP155, 1250 nucleotides long. RefSeq names its product UDP-glucose 4-epimerase. The record is from RefSeq and is a predicted model, not a curated record. Gene Ontology annotation, biological process: beta-D-galactose catabolic process via UDP-galactose, Leloir pathway. Gene Ontology annotation, molecular function: UDP-glucose 4-epimerase activity. Gene Ontology annotation, cellular component: cytosol. The coding region runs from base 135 to 1250 and encodes 371 amino acids. NCBI's taxonomy places the organism in Eukaryota, Fungi, Ascomycota, Sordariomycetes, Diaporthales, Cryphonectriaceae. The transcript is spliced from 3 exons.
CUCCCUCUUGGCUGAUAACGCCUUCGAACCCCUCCUCUUGCUGUUCGUUUGUUCCCAACACUCCCUCGUCCGUCUUUGCGCCGUCACCACAAAACACUCCUUUUGAAAGCCUCAAAUCAAGUCCAGAUUACGUCAUGGCACCCGUCGGAACUGUUCUCAUCACCGGUGGUACCGGCUACAUCGGCUCCUUCACCUCGCUGGCGCUUCUCGAGAACGGCUACGAUGUCGUGAUUGUCGAUAACCUCUACAACUCCUCCGAGGUGGCCCUCGACCGCAUUGAGCUCAUCUGCGGCAAGCGGCCCAAGUUCUACAAGGAGGACAUCACAGACAAGCCUGCCCUCGACAAGAUCUUCCAGGAGAACCCGGCCAUCGACAGUGUUAUCCACUUCGCGGCCCUCAAGGCUGUCGGCGAGUCUGGCGAGAUCCCACUCGAGUACUACCGCGUCAAUGUCGGCGGCAGCAUCUCUCUGCUGCGCUCCAUGAGCGAGAACAAUGUCACCAACAUCGUCUUUUCGUCCUCAGCCACCGUCUACGGCGACGCCACCCGCUUCCCCAACAUGAUUCCCAUCCCAGAAAACUGCCCGACCGGUCCCACCAAUACCUACGGCCGCACCAAGUCCAUGAUCGAGAACGUCAUCGAGGACCACAUCAAUGCCCAGCGCACCGUGCUGAAGAAGGCCGGCAAGCCCUAUGAGCAGUGGAACGGCGCGAACCUGCGCUACUUCAACCCCUGCGGCGCCCACCCGUCGGGCAUCAUGGGCGAGGACCCCCAGGGCGUGCCCUACAAUCUGCUCCCUCUGCUGGGCCAGGUCGCCACCGGCCAGCGCGAGAAGCUGCUCGUCUUUGGCGAGGACUAUGCCUCGCGUGACGGCACCGCCAUCCGCGACUACAUCCACGUGUGCGACCUGGCCAAGGGCCACCUGGUCGCGCUCAACUACCUGCGCGAGCACAAGCCCGGCGUCAAGGCGUGGAACCUGGGCUCCGGCCGCGGCAGCACCGUCUUCGAGAUCAUCAAGGCCUUUAGCUCCGUCGUCGGCCGCGACCUGCCCUACCAGGUCGUCGAGCGCCGACAGGGCGACGUCCUCGAUCUCACGGCCAACCCGUCCCUGGCCAACAAGGAGCUCAACUGGAAGACCGAGCUGAGCAUGGAGGAUGCCUGCGCCGACCUGUGGCGGUGGGUCAGCAACAACCCCAAGGGUUACCGCCAGGAUCCUCCCGCCGAGAUUCUGGCGGCCCUCAAGAAGAAUUGA